AAAAGUCAAAUGAAUAUGAUUCUACUGCGCAUGUUGUCUAUGCUUUCUAUUGGAUAAUUAAUUUACCCAUGUGCCAAUGGUUUUAUACGCCGUAAAUUUGUAUAGUAUCUUUUUGAAUUAAACGUAUAAAUAUAAAAAUGACAAUUGCAAUUGGAUUUGAAGGUAGUGCAAAUAAGUUAGGCAUCGGAAUUAUUCGAGACCAAGAUGUUUUAUCAAAUGUACGGCAUACGUAUAUUACACCACCGGGCGAAGGAUUCCUACCUCGUGAAACUGCACUACAUCAUAGAGAGCAUAUCCUCAAGGUUUUACAAAAGGCAUUGGAUGAAGCUAAAAUAACAUUAAAAGAUGUGGAUGUAGUAUGUUAUACAAAAGGGCCAGGAAUGGGUGCACCGUUAACAGUUGCUGCAUUAGUAGCUAGAACUGUUGCUCAGAUAUAUGAUAAACCAAUGGUUGCAGUAAAUCAUUGUAUUGGUCAUAUAGAAAUGGGGCGAUUGAUCACAGGAAGUAUAAAUCCAACUGUUUUAUAUGUUUCUGGUGGAAAUACACAGAUUAUUGCAUAUUCUCGACAGAGAUAUCGUAUUUUUGGUGAAACAAUAGAUAUUGCUGUUGGAAACUGUUUAGAUCGUUUUGCAAGAUUAUUAAAGCUCUCAAAUGAUCCUAGUCCUGGUUAUAAUAUAGAACAGUUAGCAAAGAAAGGGACAAAAUUAGCUCCAUUACCUUAUGUAGUAAAAGGGAUGGAUGUGUCUUUCUCAGGAAUUUUAAGUUACAUUGAAGAACAUCUUCCCAGUUGGCUUGACUCGAAAGAAUUUACUCCAGAAGAUUUAUGUUUUUCUUUACAAGAAACAGUAUUUGCUAUGCUUAUUGAAAUUACUGAGAGAGCAAUGGCCCAUGUAAAAUCAUUAGAAGUAUUAAUUGUUGGUGGUGUAGGAUGUAAUGAAAGGUUGCAAGAGAUGAUGAAAGUGAUGUGUGAGGAAAGAAAUGCAGUACUUCAUGCCACAGAUGAACGCUUUUGUAUAGACAAUGGUGUAAUGAUCGCUGUGGCUGGAUUACUUCAAUAUAAAAGCCAAGGGCAUACUCCAUGGAUAGAAACAACUUGUGUACAACGAUAUAGAACAGAUGAUGUAUAUGUUUCCUGGAGAGAAUAACUUAAUUUUAUAUACACUUUCUUUCUUUGACUUUGUUUAGCUAUUAUCUGAAAUAUUUACUAUUACUGUUGUUAUAAAAUAGGAACCAAAAAUAUAUAUUGUAUACAGUAAUAAUUCAACAUUUUUAUUACCAUUUUGUAUCAUACAUAUGUAGUAUGUAAUAAACGUUAAAAUAAAUGUUAUGAUAUAGAAGUAGA
Molecule: messenger RNA, 1342 nt
Organism: Bombus terrestris (buff-tailed bumblebee)
Lineage: Eukaryota; Metazoa; Arthropoda; Insecta; Hymenoptera; Apidae
Gene: Tcs3
Product: probable tRNA N6-adenosine threonylcarbamoyltransferase
Exons: 4
Coding region: 138-1145 (335 amino acids)
Biological process (GO): tRNA threonylcarbamoyladenosine modification
Cellular component (GO): EKC/KEOPS complex; cytoplasm
Source: RefSeq, a predicted model, not a curated record